UUAAGGAAAAUACAUUGUGCUACUAUAAAAAGACUUGUGUAUUGUUAUCUGGAUUCUUACUUUAUACUGUUUUAAAAGGCAGACCACCAAAAUUGAUAUCUAUCUUAGUACAAAUUAUUGGAGUUUGAUCAAAAUGGAGACUGACAAAGACAUUUGCAGAAGACUUUACCAUUGUUUGUGUGAGACAAUAGGAUCAGAGGAAGUCGUAAAAGUAAGAAGACAAUUCUACGCGUCCGUAGAUCACUUCGCAGAAAGGAAAGAAAUUACACUUAUCAGUAGUGGUAGCAGGGCAGAAGGCUUAGACAUGCAGAGUGAUUUAGACUUGAUGUGUUUAUUGAACUUUGUGAAUGUGAGUGAAGAAAGAACGGAAGAUUCGUUUCUUAUUCCGAAUAACUUUGUGAUGGAAAUAGACGACUGUAAACCUUGCUUUACCCAUCUAAAAGGGAACAGUUGUCAUUAUAAUUUUAUGACUCAUUGGUUUUCUACUCCAUUUGGACAAGGAUUGUCGCUUGAAAGUGAACGUGUUAGAUAUUUGUUUCUUUCGAUUAUUAGACUUUUCACGCCAGUGAACUUACAUGGUCCUUGUGCAUCAAACAAUGAUUUUGACGGAGAUGGUAUGACUGAUAUAACUAUAUCUCUGCGCUGUCCAGUUUGGAUUAAACAAGCACAGCCAUGGAUAAAAAGGGAACGAUACUGGCCCCCGAAGCAAGUUGUGUCAUGCAUUUGCAGUUAUGGUAUUUUAUUGGUACCAAUUGGUUCUAAGGAAUCGCCAAAUGAACAUUUGGAAUGGAGAAUUUCUUUUUCUGUGGCAGAAAAGCAUCUGAUAUUCUCGUUUACACAUACUCAACUUUUAUGUUAUGCUCUUUUGAAAUUGAUGCUGAAGCAAGUUAUUGAAAGAGAAGAAAAAUUUAAAGGAUUACUAUGUUCGUUUUUCAUGAAAACCAUAGUUUUCUGGGUUUCUGAGGAAUUCGAUUCAUCCCUAUGGCGAUCUGAUAAUAUGCUGUUUUGUUUCAUGAAUUGUUUCAAACGACUUAUUUAUUGCAUUACCUACAAAUGUCUUCCUCAUUAUUUUAUAAUUGAAAACAACUUGUUUGAAUGUAGGUUUAACAGACAACAACAUCAGGACUUUUUAAUUUUUCUAAAUGACUUGUAUUCGAAAGGAAUAUAUUGUUUUUUAAAUUGUAAUGUGCUAUUGAAAUUCUUCAACAACGCUCCUAUUAUUUCAAGGACGUCCGAUAUUGAUAUUGUUUGCCGUAAACUUAAUGCCAUUUCUAUUCAAUAUGCACGACCGUACCUCCGGCUGUUGGGAAUGAUCAGUAUAGUAGACAUACCAUCUCAGCAAUUAAAAAAAGGACACUUAUUUAUCAAGAGAUUUUUCAAUAUUAAACACAAUGAUUUCUUGCCGUUUAUAGUUUUUGUGAUAUUCGGUCAGCUUGUAGGCAAAAGCAUGGAUAUUUACGCCAAUUAUCCUAACAAAUAUGGAAAUAAACUAUCGAAGCAAUACUUACCGUUCUUGUUCCUGGGACUACGCGGUGAUGCAGUUUCAGGUUGGAUGUACUUAGCAACAUACUACUAUUGUAUUGGACAGUAUACUACUUCUCUCAAGCUAAUAAUUUAUGCUUUAAAACAAUGCACUCAUGACAAAAUACUUGCCCCUGGUAGUAAACUUUCUAUCCAUCAAUUAUCUGUGAUUGAGAAGGAAGGAAUACGAAGAAAGAUAUGGAACAGCAGACAUUUCUACAAGCGUCAUGUUAUAAAUGAAAUAUAUUUUUAUUAUAAUUCUCGCGUUAUUCCUCGUGAGUUGGAUGUACAGGCUACCAUACUAGCUUACAUACCUCCAAUCGUCUAUAUUCAUUUUCUACGAUUCCUAUGCUUUUACAGAUUACAUGAAGAUUCCAUGUGUAUGCAUGCCAUUCGUGACUUACGGAUGUCUGUCAUUAGACCACAUGUUGGUCAUUCAGUUGGAGAUGCCUACCAUUGCUUAGCAGUAGCAUUGUUGAUUGUUGGACAAAAGAAGGAGGCUCAAUUUUAUUUUGAUCUAUCAACUGCAAAAAAAUUAACGUUAAAGGACAUUUACUUUUAAACUCGUAAAUAUUUAUAAAUAUUUCAAUCAUUAAAUUAAAC
Molecule: messenger RNA, 2124 nt
Organism: Mytilus trossulus (common blue mussel)
Lineage: Eukaryota; Metazoa; Mollusca; Bivalvia; Mytilida; Mytilidae
Exons: 2
Coding region: 134-2083 (649 amino acids)
Source: RefSeq, a predicted model, not a curated record